AUGGUCCGUUUCGUGACGUCGCUACUGCUGGCGUCGCUGGGCGCAAGUGCCCUCGCCGCUACGUCGUGCAGCACCAGCAGCCAGUGCCCCAAGGACAAGCCAUGCUGCUCUCAGUACGGCGAAUGUGGCACCGGUGCCUACUGCCUCGGCGGAUGCGACCCCCAAUCUUCCUUCACCAUCGACUCGUGUGCGCCGAUGCCUGUCUGCAAGGACAAGAAAUACACCUGGGAUAACCUCGACAAUGCUGCCAAGCAGGACAAGUACCUAGGCAAUGCCUCCGCAGCCGACUGGACCUACAGCGGCGACCCCAAGACCAAGGACGGGAACUUGAUCAUGACUAUGCCCACGAAGAGUGUCGGCACCCUGUUCGCCAACAACCACUACAUCUGGUACGGCAAGAUCUCUGGGAAGAUCAAGAGCAGCCGCGGCAAGGGUGUGGUGACAGCAUUCAUUCUGCUGUCCGACGUCAAGGACGAGAUUGAUUAUGAGUUUGUGGGUGCCGACCUGGCCGCGGUGCAGACCAACUAUUACUGGCAGGGUGUCCUGGACUGGCACAACAGCGGCAACGCCACCGUCGAUGGCGGCAACACCUUUGACGACUGGCACACCUACGAGAUUGACUGGCAACCUGACCAGGUGCGGUGGGUCGUGGACGGCGACGUGAAGCGCACGCUCAAGAAGUCCGAGACCUGGAAUGCGACCGCCAACCGCUACCAGUUCCCGCAAACCCCGGCCCGCCUGCAGAUGUCCCUUUGGCCCGCCGGCCAGGCCAGCAACGCCAAGGGCACUAUUGACUGGGCUGGUGGUGAGAUCGACUGGGACAGCGAGGACAUCAAGGACCUGGGCUACUACUCGGCCACCAUCGGUGAAAUCAAGGUGCAGUGUUACAACCCUCCGGACGGCACCUCCAAGAAUGGCGACAAAUCCUACGUCUACACCGACAAGAUCGCCCUGAACAACUCCAUCGCCAUCACCGACAACUCUACUGUGUUGGGCUCUCUUGGCGCCACCGGCCUGAACAUGAACCUCGGUGCCGAUGACAACAAGAAGAACAGCUCGCCCAGCAUCAACAGCGACAGCGUGCCCACCAACCAAGGCGGCUCUGGCGGCAUGUCCGGCAAUGGCAGCGGCGCCACCACCACGCACAGCGGCAGCAACGCCCAGUCCUCGGGCAACGGCUUCACCCAGGGUGGUGACAAGGCAAAUGGUGCCUCAGUCUACGGUGAGCGGAUCCUGAGCAGCUCCUUGUUCGCCGUCACGGUUGCCGUGGUGGUCCUGGUGACGCUGUAA
Messenger RNA from Penicillium alfredii, 1290 nucleotides. RefSeq names its product putative cell wall glucanase (Utr2) (gene utr2). Gene Ontology annotation, cellular component: fungal-type cell wall. Gene Ontology annotation, molecular function: hydrolase activity, hydrolyzing O-glycosyl compounds; chitin binding; glycosyltransferase activity. Gene Ontology annotation, biological process: carbohydrate metabolic process; fungal-type cell wall organization. The transcript is spliced from 3 exons. The coding region runs from base 1 to 1290 and encodes 429 amino acids. The record is from RefSeq and is a predicted model, not a curated record. NCBI's taxonomy places the organism in Eukaryota, Fungi, Ascomycota, Eurotiomycetes, Eurotiales, Aspergillaceae.